This is a messenger RNA of Vollenhovia emeryi, 1022 nucleotides long. RefSeq lists its product as uncharacterized. The record is from RefSeq and is a predicted model, not a curated record. Bases 278 to 844 code for a protein of 188 amino acids. NCBI's taxonomy places the organism in Eukaryota, Metazoa, Arthropoda, Insecta, Hymenoptera, Formicidae. The transcript has 4 exons.
UAUUGAUACAAUAUUAGACCAAUAUUGCUAAAUAAACAUAUUGACUAAAUAAGAAAAGACAUCCAUCUUAUGAUAUUGGACCGAUAUUGGGAAUAGAUUUUCAUUAUUUCCCAAUGUUGCGCCAUAUAUUGUGCUACUAGGGAUGUGUGUUUGGUUUAUUUUAUUACAUAUUUAAAGUUAAAACUAACAGAGAUAAUAUUUAUUAGGUACCAGCGUAUCAAGAGGAUUCCUGAUCUACAGAACGGUUUCGGCUAGUCGACAAUCAUGCAAUUGUCCGAUGUCUUUCUCCUGUUCUUGCUGCCAAAGCGUGAUGAUUCUUUAUACUAGGAAACAGAAAGAUCUAUGCGUCAACUUCACGUAUCAGAGGAACGGACUAAACAUAGAUCUCACGCUGAGUUCGGAUACAAUCAGCACCAGAACAGUCGCGAGUUUCAAGCCAUUCCAAUUUUGCGUGUACGUUCCCGGUUGUCUCUUCUCGACCGCGUGUGUCAAUAUUUUGGAGCUCAACCGAUUUCCUAGGUCGAUUACGGCUUGCCUCCGCCUCGACAUUUACGCCAAGAAACAACUCUGGCAGAUCAGUUACGAUUGCAUAAGCGUAUCAAUAGAGUUGCCGAUGAUGUCGACUAACAACACGAUGAGAAUGACGGAUGCGACGAUCGAGGAAACAUCCGCGGCAGAAAGCAGACUGUCGUCGACGACAGACUCAAUGACACAAGUGGCAACGAGCGAGAUGGCGAUUGUGCAAACGUCGGAAAACGCAGGAUCAAGCGGAAGGUCGGAAGAAGCGGAGGAUAUCACCGAGACGUUUGAAAUAAUUUCUGAAGAAAUAAUGCCGAUCAAAUGACGAUUAUUGCAGAAACGGCGAAUACUGAAGUAAUUAAUUACAAAUAACGACGUUGCUUCAAUAUUUUACGCUACUUAUUUCAUUAUUAUUAGAUAUUAAUAUGUAAUAUAAAUUAUGAAGAAUUGAUUUUAUCGUUAUUUAAUAAUGAUUUUAUUACUGAACAAAAUUAUUUGUUAAC